Molecule: messenger RNA, 2234 nt
Organism: Chelmon rostratus (copperband butterflyfish)
Lineage: Eukaryota; Metazoa; Chordata; Actinopteri; Chaetodontiformes; Chaetodontidae
Product: tripartite motif-containing protein 16-like
Exons: 6
Coding region: 24-1685 (553 amino acids)
Molecular function (GO): zinc ion binding; protein binding
Source: RefSeq, a predicted model, not a curated record
UUCAUCAGUCUGAGAGGGAGAAAAUGGCUUACAGUCAGGAACUGUUCGACUGCUCCAUCUGUUUACAGUUACUGGACGAUCCAGUGACGACCGCCUGUGGACACAGCUACUGUAUAAAGUGUGUCAACACCUUCUGGGACAGGAACAAUAACAGAGGAAGAUCGUACAGCUGCCCUCAGUGCAGGCAGAUUUUCUACCCGAGGCCCGUUCUGAAGAGGAACACCCUCCUGUCUGCCUUGGUGGAGGAACGGAGGAGGACAUCCAGUCAAACUGGUGACACUUAUGCUGCGCCUGGUGAUGUGCUGUGUGACGCUUGCACAGGCAGAAAAACAAAAGCUUCCAUGUUCUGUCUCGUGUGUUUGGCCUCUUAUUGUGAGACUCACCUGAAGCCUCACUUUGAAGUGCCGCCACUGAAAAAACACAACCUGGUCCAAGCCUCCGCCAGGAUCAAAGACAGCAUCUGUGGCCGUCACGACAAACUUCUGGAGAUCUACUGCCGCACCGAUCAGCAGUUCAUAUGCCUGCUGUGUGUGGUGGAUGAGCACAAAGGCCAUGACACUGUGGCAGUUGAAGCAGAGAAGUGUCAAAUGCAGAGACAACUGGAGCAGACUAAACAAGAAAUUGCAGACAGGGUGCUGAAUGCAGAGAGCAAAAUGGUGGAGCUGAGGCGGGCCGCCGACUCUAUAAGAGACGCUGCAUGGGAGGCAUGUGACGACUUUGAGCGACUGUGUGCGCAACACAUUCGUAUGUACGUCCGCUCUGUGGAGAGGAAGCGCUCUGAGAUGAGAGAGGAAGCUGGAGAAGCAGAGAAAGCUGGACUGGACUGGACCAGCAGCCACCUCGGGCAGCUGAGGAGUGAAGUGCUCGAGCUGAGGAGGAGGGAGGAUAAGCUCAACCGGCUUUCACUAACAGAGGACCCCAUUCAGUUUUUUCAGGGUUUCUGGGCUCUGGGUGACCUUUCUGUACUCACAGACUCACAUGAAAAACCGGACAUGCUGGCAGAGUUUGUCACUGCACAGAAAGAUAAACUGGGAAAUAUGUGCAGCAAAGCAAAGAAUGAACUAUUCAGCCAUUGUGAAGAAAACGUGUUGUCAAAAAUGCCAAGGCUGCAUGAGGAAAUAACUUCACGGACAUUCCUUUUGACCAAUUAUAAGAACUCUGAAGUGGAGGUGGAUCCCAACACGGUAGCUGCAUGUCUGUGCCUGUCUGAUAGAAACAGAGAGGUGUCGUGGGGUGGCAGGGACCAGGCCCAUCCCGAUCACCCUGACAGGUUCACCUACUAUCACCAGGCUCUGUGCCAAAAGGGCCUGAGCAGGAGCCACUACUGGGAGGUGGAGUGGGACGGUGGCGUUGUUGAUUUGGCUCUGUCAUACAAAGGCAUUAAAAGAAAGGGCUCAGGGAAAGAGUCUUGUUUUGGCCACAAUGGUGUCUCCUGGAAAUUAACCUGCACUUCCUCUGGCUGCACGUUUUGGCACAAUAAUCUUCACAAAGGCCAAAUUCCUCCGGCUCGCUCAUGCAGAGUAGGCGUACACCUUGAUUACGAAGCAGGAAUGCUGGGCUUCUACAGUGUUUCUGACUCUGACACGCUGACACUGCUGCACCAAACCCAGACCACCUUCACAGAACCCCUCUAUCCCGGGUUCUCUAUCGAUUUAGGUUCAACACUGAAAAUAUGCAGCAGCUAAUGUUAGCUGCAGGACUGCCUUUCAGUCUUGAUUCAGGGAUAGAAAAAACACAGGAGUAUGAAUAAUAUGAAUAUACUAUGCAAAGUUGGCGUGUGUGUGCGUGAGAGACAUGCUCACAGAUUAAUGCAAUAAUUAAGAGAGAACAUAGAAUGUGGGUCAUUUUGUUGUGACUGAGAAUCUUGAUUAUGAAUUAACAAGUGGAAACAGAUAUUGUUUUGUCAUAUUUUUGUUUUUGUACGGUUGGUUGCGGCUGGGGUUAUAGUUUCAUGUUUUUGUUUUAUUGUUUGCUGUAAGUCGGAGGACCAUGAUGGAAAUAAGCCUUUUAGUCUUAAUUGUGUGUUAUUUCUCGUUGAUCAGUGAUAGCUCCUGCUGUGCUUAGUCUGUACUUUCAAUUAUUAAUCAAUCAAGCAGACUGCUUUAGCUUAAUAGAGUCUAAGGACCAUGCUUUGAUAAUGAUAUGCCUCUUUAUUUGAUUUGAUGUGCUAUUAUUUACACUUUCAAGUCCAACAUUUGAAUUGCAAAUCUUAAUUAAAAAAAGUUUUGGUGACA